Molecule: messenger RNA, 1150 nt
Organism: Tarenaya hassleriana
Lineage: Eukaryota; Viridiplantae; Streptophyta; Magnoliopsida; Brassicales; Cleomaceae
Product: zinc finger protein 4
Exons: 2
Coding region: 285-1088 (267 amino acids)
Biological process (GO): negative regulation of abscisic acid-activated signaling pathway
Source: RefSeq, a predicted model, not a curated record
UCUCUCUCUCUCUCUCUCUCUCUCUCUCUCUCUCGUGGGUUCUUUUAUGUUUUUGGCUCUUUAAUUCUCUCUUCGUUUUAUGAUUUUUUUUCUAUGUAACAAAACCUCCAUGGGAGCUACAGAGAGAGGAUCAUAGCCUCCCGCCUCCCUCCAUGUCUUCUUAGUUCCCAAACCAACAGUACUCACCUCUUCUUCGUCACAAGGGAAUAGACUGGUUCCCAGGAAAACAGGAACAGAGAAGCUCCAAAAAUCAAGGGACGUACGUGAGCUUCCGACACAGAAACAUGAUGAAACCCAUGAUCGAUCUGGAAAUCGAAGCUUCGUCAGAUAACGAUCGUUCAGACACUAGCAGUCAGGUCGCUUCGAACUUGUCCGUUCGAGAAACCUUCUUCGUCCAUGGCGAAGACUACAGAGCAAUCUGCAACUCAUCAGACCCAGAGAUCUCUCUGAAUCUGAGUCUCUGUUUCAACAACAAUGGCGGGAACCCAGAUGAAUCCUCCUCUCUGGGACUUCCAUUAUCGAGCACGAGCGAGAGCAGCAACAACACAACCGAACAACAGCAGCAGCAACCCUCUGGUUCGAAGAGAGUCUUCUCCUGCAACUACUGCAAGAGAAAGUUCUUCAGUUCCCAGGCCCUUGGAGGCCACCAGAACGCGCACAAACGCGAGAGAACGCUAGCCAAACGCGCCAUGCGCAUGGGUUUAGGCAUUCUCAACGCCAACAGCUACGCUUCUCUCUCGUGCCUUCCCCUUAACGGCAACAACAGCAACUACUCCGGCACGUCAUUUAGGGCUCUCGGGAUCAAAGCCCACUCGUCGUCUCACCAUGCCCAGAUCAGGCCGCCUCAGGAGGCGGCGGCGAUGAUCAGGAGGUUCAACCAGGGGUAUUUCGGUAAUUGCAUACCGUUCUUCGUGGAGGAGGAAGAGGCUGAGUUGCUAUGGCCGGGGAGUUUCAGGCAAGAUGUGGAGGGGAAUGGGAGCUCGGCUGUCGCCAAUGGCGGAAACAACAGUAAAGUCGGUUUCUUGGAGGCCAAGCAACCGUUUGAGAUGGACAGCUCUGUCGUUCCAGAUCUCACUUUGAAGCUUUGAGUUAUGUCUUCUCCUGUGUUUUUUUUUUCUUUCUAAAUUUAUGAAUUAUUACUUACUCUCCA